AUGGAGGAGCAGUCGAACAGGGCGCAUCGCCCCGCGAAGGAGAAGAAGAAGUUUGAAGGGCAAAAUCCAAAGGCCUUUGCAUAUUCCAACCCCGGAAAACUCAAUAGGCAGGCUGCCCGAUCGUACGAUGUCAAGGAGAAGAGAUUGCAUGUUCCUCAGGUGGAUCGCAUGCCUGAGGAGGCCCCUCCAACAGUCGUCGCUAUUGUUGGACCUUCAGGUGUCGGCAAGACAACCCUUCUCAAAUCAUUGAUCCGUCGGUACACCAAGCAAACCUUGAGCUCGCCGCAAGGCCCGCUUACUGUGGUCACCACCAAGCGCAAGCGCCUCACUUUCUUGGAAUGUCCCUCCGAUUCCCUUGCCGCCAUGAUCGAUGUAGCAAAGAUCGCCGAUAUCGUCCUGCUUAUGAUUGAUGGAAACUACGGAUUCGAGAUGGAGACUAUGGAAUUUCUGAACGCUCUUUCUACCAGCGGUAUGCCUGGUAAUGUCUUCGGCAUCCUUACCCAUCUCGACCUUUUCAAAAAGCAGAGUACGCUACGGAUGACGAAGAAGCGUCUGAAGCACCGUUUUUGGAGUGAGCUAUACCAGGGUGCCAAGCUCUUCUAUCUCUCCGGUGUGAUCAACGGUCGCUAUCCCGACCGCGAAGUCCACAACCUUUCACGAUUCUUAUCAGUUAUGAAGAACCCACGCCCACUUAUCUGGCGUAACUCUCACCCUUAUGCGCUUGCCGAUCGCUUCCUGGAUAUCACCCCUCCUACUCAGAUUGAAGAGAACCCCAAGUGUGAUCGUACUGUUGCACUGUAUGGCUACCUCCGAGGUACCAACUUCCCAGCUCAGGGAGCACGAGUCCACGUUCCUGGUGUCGGUGAUCUUACAGUCUCCGGUAUUGAAGGCCUUCCUGAUCCAUGUCCAACUCCCUAUAUGGACCAGCAGAUCGCCAAAGCAACUGGAAAGUCUUCAAGGCGUAAGCUGGGUGAAAAGCAGAAGCUUCUCUUCGCUCCCAUGUCCGAUGUGGGUGGUGUCUUGGUCGACAAGGAUGCGGUUUAUAUUGAUAUCAAGACGAACACUUUCGACCGUGAUUCCGACGAUGAGUCUGAUGAUGAGAACCGCGGACUUGGAGAGCAACUGGUGGUUGGCCUGCAGGGCGAACGACGAUUGCUUGGUGAGGCCGAUGAAGGCAUUCGUCUCUUCCGUGGCGGUGAAAAGAUUGCCCAAGGAGAAGACGGUGAAGAGUCUGGCAGGAAGCACAAACGCCAUGCCCGGAUCGCGGACGGAGAGCGUGUCACUGGGCUCGAAUCCGACGAUGAGGAGGGCCUCGAAAGCGGCGAGGAGGAUGAUGAAGAGCUCGGAGACGACCAGGAUGAGGAUGACGACUUCAGUGAUGACGAGGAAGACGAGAUUGAUGUUUCGGCGCCAGCAGACUUUGAAUCGAGAUUCAAGGAGCGCCAGAACGGCAAUUCUCACCGCGAGGAUGGAGACGUAGCUUUCGCUGACAGCGAUUCUGAUCUUGGCUCCAUUUCAUCAGUCGAGGAUCAGGAGCUGGAGAGCGGCGAGGAAGAUGAUGAGGACGAGGACGAGGACGAAGACGACGAGGGCAAUGCUCGAUGGAAGGAUAAUAUGUUGGCCAAUGCCAAGGCUCUCCAUGGAAAGCGACCGGCAUUCCGCGUUAAUGACUUAUCCCGCAUGAUAUACGACGAGUCGAUUACUCCUCUUGAUGUUGUGCAGAUUUGGCGCGGUGAAGAUGAGGAGGAGGGCCAGGAGUCCGACAUUGAAGCCGAUGAGGAGGGUGGGGAUUUCUUCAAGAAGACCGAUAACGAGAAGCGCGAUCAAGCCGAUUUCCGCGCCGUCCCUGAAUACGACUACGAAGAGCUGGAGCGAAAGUGGCGCGAUGAGGAGUUGAUCGAAUCCUUGAGACGUCGCUUCGUAACCGGCAAGCUCGGCGGUGGCGGUUCGGAUGAUGAUCUUGAAGAGGGAGACCUGGACGACCUUGAUUCAGAUGACGAAGGCGAUGGUGCUUUCGAAGAUUUGGAGACGGGCGAGGUCUUUGACGGAUUCGAUGACGACGACAAGGAUGAAGAUGAGGAUGAAGAUGAGGAUGCAGAGAAGACGCCUGAAGGCCCUGUCGACCUUGACGCAGAGCGCGAGCGCAAUGCUAAGAGGAAGGAAGAACUGAAGCUUCGCUUCGAGGAGGAAGACCGAGAAGGUUUUGCCAACGCUAAAGAUGGCAAACGAGAUGGUCUUGAGGGCGAAUUUGGCGAGGACGAUUGGUAUGACUUGCAGAAAGCGAAGAUGCAAAAGCAGCUCGAUAUCAACCGUGCCGAGUUUGAUGAACUCGACCCGGCCUCACGUGCUCGCGCUGAAGGCUACAAAGCCGGAACCUAUGUCCGAAUCGUCCUCGAGAACGUGCCUUACGAGUUCGCCUCAAAGUUCAACCCCCGCUUCCCUGUCAUUGUUGGUGGUCUAGCUCCCACUGAGGAUCGCUUCGGAUACGUGCAGAUUCGCAUCAAACGACACCGCUGGCACAAGAAGAUCCUGAAGAGCAACGAUCCGCUGAUCUUCUCGCUGGGAUGGCGUCGAUUCCAAUCAUUGCCCAUGUACAGUACCUCGGACAGUCGGACCCGUAACCGCAUGCUCAAGUAUACACCUGAGCACAUGCACUGUUUCGGUGUUUUCUACGGCCCCCUUGUCGCCCCCAACACUGGUUUCUGCUGUGUCCAGUCAUUCUCCAACAAGAACCCUGGCUUCCGCAUUGCCGCGACCGGUGUCGUUCUGAGCGUGGACGAACACACUGAAAUUGUUAAGAAGCUGAAGCUUACUGGUGUCCCUUACAAGAUUUUCAAGAACACCGCGUUCAUCAAGGAUAUGUUCAACUCCUCGCUCGAGAUUGCCAAGUUCGAGGGUGCAUCCAUCAAGACCGUGUCGGGUAUUCGUGGUCAGAUCAAGAGAGCCCUGAGCAAACCCGAAGGCUACUUCCGUGCGACAUUUGAAGACAAGAUCUUGAUGAGUGACAUCGUCUUCCUUCGAGCGUGGUACCCGAUCAAGCCUCACCGCUUCUACAACCCGGUCACCAACCUGCUCGACCAAGAGGAGGGCGGUGCUGGCGACAGUGGCUGGCAAGGUAUGCGACUCACUGGUGAAGUUCGUCGGGAACAGGGUAUCCCCACACCCUUGAACAAGGAUUCUGCAUACCGCAAGAUCGAGCGUCAAGAACGUCACUUCAACCCUCUUCGCGUUCCGAAACAGCUGGCUGCCGAACUCCCCUUCAAGUCGCAGAUCACCAAGAUGAAGAAGCACACAGAUAAGACAUACAUGCAAAAGCGUGCCGUUGUUCUUGGUGGCGAGGAGAAGAAGGCCCGCGAUCUCAUGCAGAAGCUGACCACCAUGCGCAACGAGAAGCAAGCCAAGCGUGCGGCUAAGCAAGAGGAGCGCCGCAAGGUCUACCGUGCCAAGGUGGCCGAUGGCUUGGAGAAGAAGGCUGCCCGUGAGAAGCGGGAGCGUGACGAUUACUGGCGUCGUGAGGGCAAGAAGCGGAAGAAUGACGAUGAGUCUGGUGGCAGUGGUGGUAAAAAGCGCAGAUGA
This is a messenger RNA of Penicillium daleae, 3576 nucleotides long. Its product is annotated as GTPase BMS1. The record is from RefSeq and is a predicted model, not a curated record. Gene Ontology annotation, biological process: ribosome biogenesis; endonucleolytic cleavage of tricistronic rRNA transcript (SSU-rRNA, 5.8S rRNA, LSU-rRNA); maturation of SSU-rRNA from tricistronic rRNA transcript (SSU-rRNA, 5.8S rRNA, LSU-rRNA). Gene Ontology annotation, molecular function: GTP binding; GTPase activity; U3 snoRNA binding. Lineage: Eukaryota; Fungi; Ascomycota; Eurotiomycetes; Eurotiales; Aspergillaceae. The coding region runs from base 1 to 3576 and encodes 1191 amino acids. The transcript is spliced from 4 exons. Gene Ontology annotation, cellular component: nucleus; 90S preribosome.